Molecule: messenger RNA, 6563 nt
Organism: Limulus polyphemus (Atlantic horseshoe crab)
Lineage: Eukaryota; Metazoa; Arthropoda; Merostomata; Xiphosura; Limulidae
Product: cyclin-dependent kinase 17-like
Exons: 16
Coding region: 526-2001 (491 amino acids)
Biological process (GO): protein phosphorylation
Cellular component (GO): cytoplasm; nucleus
Molecular function (GO): protein kinase activity; ATP binding
Source: RefSeq, a predicted model, not a curated record
UAUUCUGAAAACGAAAAGUUGUUCACACUGAUGACGGACGAUAAUUUCCAAAUAAUCUUUUUUAAUCCUCGUUUUAACAAUAGAAGUUCCACACUUUAUGUGGCGAAAACUGCGUGUCAUCCUAUUUCAUUGUGUGAUUAAUAUUCCAGUGAAGUUAAACCACAAAUUCUAUCGUACAAAAACAAUUAUUAUUACUGUUUCUUUAACAGUUUAAGUGUAUAGAGAUACGUGUAAAACAGGAUGUGUCGUAACUUCUGAUUUACAGUUUAGUUUCCAACACGUGCCAUUUAAAGCAUUAAAUGUCAUGUUUUGACCGCCAUCUACUUUGUGUUGGAUGUUUUUUGAAGCAGGUGAACAGUCCGUGCGAUGAUAUCUUCUACUCGUCCAACGAAGUGCCUUUAUUUAAAUUUUCGUCUGGAUUCUAACGUCGAAGUUGUUUUGUUACUAUAGUUUCCUUGUAGCACCUGUUGGAAGUGUGUGGCAAUGCCAUUAAAGCGGGUUUUACCACAGUGAUGCCUUAUAAACAUGAAAACAAUUCGUCGUCGAUUGUCUAAAGCUGCACGAACGUCUAGGCCUAACAGCGAAGGUGGUUUAUCAGAAUUAGCAGAGCAUCUGUCGCUGCAAGAGAAUGGUGGUAUUACACAGAACGCAGGAAUACAACGAAUCGGGUUUUUGGCUCGAGCCACCAGGAGGCUUUCUUUGUCGACAACACGGAUCACGGAAGUCGCAGGUGUGGUACAGGAACAUCCAAGGAUUGGAUCUGAUGGAGAAAGUGAAGAAACUUCUGGUGCCUCUGAUGAGGUUAUUUCUCCCGCAGUAAGAUUUCGACCAAAAAAUCACCGGAUAAGUCGGCAAGACAUAAAUAAACGACUUUCCCUGCCAGUAGACCUUCGUCUUCCAGAGAGUUUUGUAGCUAAACAGUCAGCUAGCCCAAACAUAGAUGGCCCACUUAGUAGAACAGUGCGUAGACAAUCCCUUUCAGAGAUUGGAUUUGGCAAGACAGAAACCUACACUAAACUAGAUAAACUAGGAGAGGGUACAUAUGCUACUGUUUAUAAAGGGAAGAGCCGACUAACCGAGAACCUUGUUGCCCUAAAGGAAAUUAGAUUGGAGCAUGAAGAAGGAGCUCCUUGUACUGCCAUUAGGGAAGUUUCUCUACUGAAGGAAUUAAAGCACAACAAUAUAGUCACGUUACAUGAUAUAGUCCACACUGAGAAGUCCCUCACACUUGUCUUUGAAUACUUGGAAAAGGAUCUGAAACAGUAUAUGGAUGAUUGUGGGAACAUACUCAGUAUGAAUAAUGUUAAGCUCUUUCUGUUCCAGUUAUUACGUGGUUUAGCAUACUGUCAUCGCAGACGUAUACUUCAUCGAGAUCUCAAACCACAGAAUUUGCUCAUUAAUGACAGGGGGGAAUUAAAAUUAGCAGACUUUGGACUUGCCCGAGCUAAGUCUGUUCCAACAAAAACAUAUUCGAAUGAAGUUGUUACGCUGUGGUAUCGACCCCCAGAUGUUUUGUUAGGCUCUACAGAAUACACUACCUCUAUUGACUUGUGGGGUGUAGGGUGUAUAUUUUUCGAAAUGGCUAGUGGACGACCCCUCUUUCCCGGGUCUACCGUGGAAGACGAACUUCAUUUAAUUUUUCGAACUCUUGGAACGCCAACAGAAGAAACAUGGCCAGGGCUCACCCAUAUUGAAGAGUUUCAGAACUUUAAGUUUCCUAAGUAUGAACUUGAGCCUCUCGUGAACAGGGUACCAAGACUGGACUGUGAAGGACUAGAUUUACUGACCAAAUUCUUGAAGUACAACCCAAAGAUUCGGGUGUCAGCUGUUGAAGCUAUGCGGCAUUCUUACUUUGAAAGCUUGGGGCCAGGAAUUCAUAAGCUACCUAACACUACUUCCAUUUUCACGUUACCUGGAAUACAGCUAAGCCGAGAUCUUGGUAGUAAAACCGUACCAUUCCUUAGUUCAAGUCGCAAUCGAAGACAGAGUAUGCUGCUAUAAUGGUAGAGAAUUGAUUAAUAAGAAGGUGUCACCAAAGAUAAGGUCCAUAAGCCUAUUGGCAGCUACUAAGGUCAAGCUAUAGGAUACAUAUCUAUGGAUUCAUCAAUUCUUCUGAAACGAAUUUGUUCAUUUCUUGUUUUGUCCAAUUGUUGUUGAGUAAGAAGAGAGAUGAAAAGUGAUAUAUAUAAACAAAUGUAUGUGAAUAUAUGCCAAAUCUUGAGUACUGAUGUCUGUGCAAUAGCCUGCUCCUGAUUCUUGAUUUUCUGAAAGAUAUUCAGAAGUAUUGAUUUUAGAAGUCACUUUAGGAUUGUUUAUAUAUAGUUUUAAGGUAAAAGAGUUUAGUCCUCUCUACUAAUCUUUAUAACAGCAUUGUUUUUGAAAAUACUUUUGUAUAGUGCAUACUGGCUUAGGUCCUGUUGUCAUUAUUUUUUAUGUAUACAGUUCAUUUCAGUGAUUUUAGAAUUUCCCAACUUUUCAUUUAUUCUGUUGAUGAAACAAUUUAAAAUAAUCAUCGGAAGGACAUAAUACUAUGUUUAAUAAGUUAAAAAAAGUGAAUUAACUUUUAUCUUUUUUUUUUCAAAUAUUUAUUUAAAUAAAAAUCUAUUAAUGUAUUGCUUUAACAUUAUAAAUAUUACAGUUGACCGACAAGGUUGUAAGUUUCCAUAAAACAUUACAGUACUUUUACCAAUGGAAAUUUCAAGGGCUCAUUUUUCUUUUUCACUCUAUAAAUAGUUUAUCAAAAAAAGAAAAGGAGCCCUAGUUUUGUUAAUAUCUAGUUUAAAAUCUUAACUUCUUAAUAACUCCAUUUGAGAUAGCUGAAGGUAUUAAAUGUGCACAUUUAAUUAUAUCUUCUUUUUUUUUAAUAGUGUUCCUCAUCACUUCAGAAUCCAAAUAGUCCCUCAUUUUAUUGUUUGUAUGUUAAUCUUUUGUGCUAAAUUUGAUGUUUGUUAUUGUGAUUUAGAAAGCAAAAAGCUGUGGCUCUUACAAAACAUUGAUACUUAAAAAAUAAGGGAAUAGGCAAACAGAAGUAUUGUUGUAAGCUAUAAACUGAAUCAUCUGAAUGUAAGAGAUUAGCCCAUUGACUGUGGCUGCUCUAAAUACAGUGCAGAAUUUUUUUCAAGCCAUACACCGUAUAUAACACACUAGCAUUCAUCUGCUGAAGGCAGACCAUACCCUAUAAGGUGAAUCAGCAGUCAGUGGGUUAACUAGAUAAGUCUUUUCUUGGUUUAAUAUGAAUUUCAGUUAAAAAAUAAGAGGUAGUUAUUCUCAACUUCAAGAAAUAACCAAAUCAUUAUGUAUUAAAUGGUAUUUAAAAAAUUAUUGGAGUCAACUUGUUUUGUUUAUUUUUUAUUAAUAAGAACAUUGGUUUAAGGUAUUUUUCAAAAUAAAUCACAAAAAGAAUGUACGUAUCAUAGGGUUGUUUACAACAAAUGCAAAAUUACUUUCCUGCAUUCUGAAAGUCAGAAUUUCAACAGUUUGUUUUUGUAAGAUGUGUAAUUUUUUAAGUGUUGAUGUCAUUAUUUGUAGUACAUAUUUUUGUAGGAACUUCAUGUUUCCAGUAUUUUUUGUACAAUCCCUGAAUGUUUUCUCACUUUGUUUCUAGUGUUCUGAUGUGUAGAGUGCCUUUGCUUGGAUUUUUACUAGAUUUAUUGUUUGUUUCUUUCAAAAUCACAUUUUACUUUUUUAUUGUAGCUUAAUUGCACCAAAAACUAUACAGGUUUUUCAACCUUAUAUUUAUUAACAUUGCAGUCACACUGUUCUGAAGAACAUAAUUUAUGGUCACUGCUGACUAGCUUCUAUAAACCAUUUGUGGUCACUGCUGACUAACUUCUAUGAUCACUUUGUAGCCACCUUUAUGGUCAUUAUUGACUCUCCUUCUGUAAAAAACACAAUCAUGUUACUUCAAGCGUAUUUUAGGCAGUGUUGUUGUAGUAUAGAUUUGGCUUUGACGGGCUGCACCUUCCUGUUUUUUGGGUAGGGUGAUGUUUCAACUUCUAUACUGAAACAUUUGAGUAAAACAAGGACUCAGCAUAGAAGUUAGAACAUUGUCUUAAAGCUGGAUUUCUACUAUGAUCAUAUUACAUUCAGUUACUAAUUUGUAGUUUUUCAUAAUUGUAGCUAUUGUUUUAUUACAAAGUUAAUAUAUUCAGGGAGUGUAAUUGAAAAAAAAAAAAACUAAUUGUAGAACUGUGAUAUGGCUUAGUGCGGUCACAUUGUGCACUGGAACUUACCUACUCCAACAUUAACCUGCUCAAAAAUAUUUAAAAAGUAAACUUGGCUGAAUGAUGUCUUUGUUUUUAUCUGAGUUAUUCUUCAAACAAGUGUCUGUUCAUGUAUAUUUUGGUUUGAUGUUGUGAUUGGUGAGUCAUGUAGGGAAGUGGUGUACAGUGGUUGGUUGGUUAGUUCAUUUAUGGACGUAGUGUACCGUGAUUGGUCAGUUUAAGCAUGGAAGUAGUGUUAUGUAGUUGUUUAUCCUAUUUUUAAACACUAAUAUUAAAAAGAAAUCUGUAAAAGAAAUUUCUUCAGCUAUGUAUUCUUUGAGCAAGAUCUUUGUACCCUUUUGUGCUGUUUUACAGGUUUUUUAUGGUAGAUUUAACAAUAUAGUAUUAGCAUUUUUGUAUAAAAUAACAUAUUAUCAAAUGCGAAAUUGUUUGUUCUGUGUCUUUAGCUGUAACAAGUGAUAUUUUGUUGUUCUGGAUGACAUUUCAUUGGGGAGGGAGUGUUAUGCUAUGGUCAAAAGAAAUGUAUUUCUUGAGCUGCUUGAACAAUCAUUUGUUAAAAUAUCAGAUAUCCAACUUCCAAGUAGUAAGAUAACUAAUUGGCUGUUGCUUAAACAAAAAUCAUUACCUCAGUGAUGAAAUAUAAAAUUUAAAUAAACUCGAAUACUUUGCAAUAACAAACCAGUUGAAAGAGGGAGCAUAGUUUGAAUUUGUAAGAGAUUUGUACACUGGGUAAUGUUUUAUAAUGUAAAUUACAAACUAAUGUGGAUACUUUUCUUUCAUUCUAAUACUUGUGUUUGUUUAAAAAAAUCAUUGAAAUGUGUUUUACUGAAUGAUUUGAGAGCAGCCUGUUAUUUUGUUUUAUAAUACCUGCCAUAGUUUUUAAAUUUGAUUAUAAAUAUACGAUAUUGUAAGCUUGUGUUUAAAGAUUAAUUUGCAAUAUUAAUUCUGAGCUCGGACAUUUUACAAGUAAGUUAACAUAAUUAAAUACUGAUAAUUUAUUGUGUAAUUUAAGAGGAAAACUAACAAAUGGAAAAUAAAUCAUAUAAAAGACUUUUAGGUCAAUUCCUCUUUUCCUUCUACAAGCUUCGACAAAUGUUUUACAAGUAGUUUUUCUAGUGAUAAUUAGCUGUUGCUAAUGGGGUGUUGGAGAUAUAGAUGCUGAAACAGAGUUCAUUUUUUUCUUUCUUUCACCUUGGAUUUUAGAGUUAUCAUGAGUUUAAUGCAUUCCAUAGCCACACUUGCAGUAGCUAGCUUUGUUAUUCUGUGUGCAGCUCAUCAUGUAUAGAUUAUUUUUCAGAAGUAAACUUCACUUUGCAAUUGUGAAUUGUUCCAAGUUGUAUUUUAUUACAUAGCUCAGCAUGAAGAAGAUAAACACGUUUAUUGUGUUUAAUUUUUUUCAAGAUUUAAGAACACUGAAAUAACUUUAUUCUCAUUCCAAUCUCUAAAUGUCCAAUAUCAAAACAAUAACUGAAAAUGACAAGAAAUGAAUAACUUUACAGGUUUAUAAAAUAUGUAAUAAACCUUAUCAUAAGUGUGUGUGUGUAUGUAUAUACACAUAGGUACUUUAAAAGAAUUUACAGCAGUGCAUGAAAGGUUAUGGACAUGAAUAAAUUUAGUCAUUUUUAUUCUCGGAUGUUGUUUGUGAAGUGAUGUAAUUUUUUUAUGCUCAUGAGAGAUUAUUAGGUUACCACUUGUGACACCACAGUUAAAUUCCUAUAGGGUUCUACUGUUCAGUGUUACGUUUGAAAUUUUGGUUUACACGGAAUUCAAAAAGACUAAUAAUAUAACUGUAAAUGUCGAGGUUUUUAAUAAUUAAACAAGAAAAAAACUGUAAAAUAUAGAAUCUUUUCAUGACUAGAUUUGCAAAUGCUGAUCUAAUAUUGUUAACAGCAAGGGUACCCAACUGAUGAAACAAUGCAUUCUAAUGUUUAUAAAUAGAAAAGUAUACUUAAUUAGCUAUACUGAUUGCCAGAUUGAUUUUUAGUUUAGCUCCAAAUAUACAGCAUACUCUGAUCAGAAGUUAAUAUCAAGUCAUAGCAUUAAAAGGUGAAGCCACUCUAGCUCUAAACCUAGGUAGACUGUUAUGAGUGUAAAAAUGGGUGUUAGACACAUAAGUUAGUUACGUAUUCUGUAUAAUUGUAGAAAAUAGAUCUCCCAGUCUCAUUUUAGCAUAAAACCGAUUUACAAUAAUCUAAGUUUUUUUAUUGAAUGCCUACAGGGAUUCUAUUAAAUAAUAUAGAUAUGUUAGGGACCCUUGUUCCUGUUCAUAACUUUUUAAAUGAUGACAGCACUAUUCUAUAGUAAAAUGUAUGGAAACAAAUAAAAACUUUUUUAUUUGGA